CAGUGACGUCAUCGUCCGCUCCUCCGGAUGUGAGUGGAGCUGCUCUGCUAACAGCUAACAGCUAACAGCGGAGACUCGGAGGAUUGACCCGGGUUUGAUGGAGAACAGGGCCGGACAGAGGCUCACCACGGUCCGCAGAGAAUCCUGAGCCGGUUCCCUGGUUCCUCUGGUUCCUCUGGUUCCUCUGGUGGAACCUCCGCUGACUCAUUCAACACGGUUUUUGUCGGGCUGCUGAGACGAGCACGGCGCCAUGAGCGGGGCCGCUCUGGGCAUCGAGAUCGUGGUGGUGUUUUUCCUGGCGCUGUUCCUGCUGCAUCGAUAUGGAGACUUCAGGAAGCAGCAGCGCAUGGUGCUGUUCGGCACACUGCUCGCCUGGUACCUGUGUUUCCUCAUCGUCUUCAUCUUACCUCUGGACGUCAGCACGACCAUCUAUAAGCAGUGUAAGAUCGACCACGAGGAGCACGCGACGGUUCCCACUGUCAAUCCUCCAUCGUCCAAUCACACAACAACUAACUCCUCUGUCGCUCCCACUAAGAGUUCACCAAAGUCGUGCUACAAACCGUGGAGCUACAUCCCCGACGGCAUCAUGCCCGUGUUCUGGAGAGUUGUGUACUGGACGUCUCAGUGUCUCACCUGGCUGCUGCUCCCCUUCAUGCAGUCAUACGCUCGCUCAGGAGGUUUCUCCAUCACUGGGAAAAUUAAAACGGCUCUGAUAGAAAACGCCAUUUAUUACGGAACGUACCUGCUGAUCUUUGGUUCUCUGCUCAUCUACGUGGCGGUUCAUCCUAACUGGCAUCUGUCCUGGUACGAGCUCCAGACCAUCGGGAUCACUGCAGCCAACACCUGGGGUCUGUUCCUGCUCGUUCUGCUGCUCGGAUACGGCCUGGUGGAAAUCCCUCGCUCGUACUGGAACGCCUCGCGACACGGACACCUGCUCAUCAAGACGUACUUCAAGGCGUCCAAACUGAUGACGGAGAAGGCGGAUGCAGAGGAGAACCUGGAGGACGUCAUGGAGGAAGUGAGAAAAGUCAGCGAGUCCAUCAAAUACAAUCAUCCACUGAGGAAGUUCAUCGACACCAUUCUGAGAAAGUGUCCCGUUGAUUACCAGGAGAAGAUGGGCCGGAACAUGGACGACUACGAGGACUUUGAUGACAAACAGAACACGUAUCCCAGUGAGAGGAGUCUGGUGAAGCUUCAUAAACAGGUGAUCUAUGCGGUGCAGAGACACAACAGGACUCGUGUUCAGUGGCAGAUCCUCCUGCAGCAGGCCAUCCACCUGGAGGACGUGGCCAAGAAUGAGACCAGCUCCAGUCACCAGUUCAUCCACAGCUUCCCGUCGUCGGGACCCGUCAGCUGGUUCAACAGAUACGUCUACACCCCGACUGCAGAGUGGUACUGGGAGUGUCUCCUGAAGUGUUGGUUCUAUCGGCUGCUGUCCGUGAUGCUGACUCUGUUCAGCGUGGCCGUUGUCUGGUCAGAAUGCACCUUCUUCAGCACGCGGCCCGUCCUCUCUCUGUUUGCUGUGUUCAUCCAGCUGGCCGAGCGAGACUACAACUACCUGUACAUUGAGAUGGCGUGCUUCAUCACCAUCUUCUUCCUGUGCACCUGCGUCUACUCCACCGUGUUCCGCAUCCGGGUCUUUAACUACUACUACCUGGCCUCCCAUCACCAGACGGACGCUUACAGCCUCCAGUUCAGUGGCAUGUUGUUCUGUCGUCUAACUCCUCCACUGUGUCUCAACUUCCUGGGUUUAAUCCACAUGGACUCUGCCAUCUCCCACCAGAAGAAGGAGCAGACAGCCUACACCUCAAUCAUGGGAUCAAUGCGUGUUCUCUCCUUUAUCGCUAACGGCUUCUAUAUCUACUACCCCAUGUUGAUCGUCAUCCUCUGCAUCGCAACUUACUUCAGUUUGGGAACCCGCUGUCUGAAUCUUCUGGGCUUCCAGCAGUUUCUGGGCGACAGUGAAAUGACCUCUGACCUCAUCGAUGAGGGGAAGGAGCUGAUCCGACGAGAGAAAAGGAAGCGGCAGAGGGUUGAAGAUGGAGAGAACAGACGCAGAGAGUGGAAGGAGCGUUACGGAAACCCGAGGGAGGACGUGGCUGCGAGGAACCGGAGCAGCCACGAGAUGAAGGAGACCAGUUACUCCGACACUGUGAACUCCAGCAGCAACAGACAGGCUAAAUACUCUCGCUCUGGGAGUCGAGCCGAGCGAGACCACAUCGAGCUGCUGCAGGACGCCGAACCUUUAGACUUCAGCGCUGAGACUCUGACAGACGACCCUCUGGACGCUGAGUCUGGAAGACACGCAGGAGGACGGUAUCUGUCCAUGUCGUCGUCCCGCAGCCGGAUAUUUGACGACGUCUAACGGGGAGGAGAAAUGUGAAGACGUGAACAUCAACGUCGCUGUCUCCACGUCCACCUGCAGGAAGUGAAUGUACCACACCUCCUCCACGUCCUCGUCUCCCAGCAUGCACGGCAACUAAAGACACAGGUCACGUGUCCCUGAAGCUCCGUCACCUGAACACUUCACUUUGCACCAGUUUUCAUGUCCGGCUCCGCCGCAGGUCGAUGACGACUCUUCUGAAGGAAUGUGAAUGUUAAUAAAUCCUCGCUGCCGGAUCCUCA
Hippoglossus stenolepis (Pacific halibut) is the source of this 2625-nucleotide messenger RNA. It is a transcript of the gene lmbrd2b, whose product is annotated as LMBR1 domain containing 2b. Gene Ontology annotation, cellular component: membrane. Bases 251 to 2365 code for a protein of 704 amino acids. Gene Ontology annotation, biological process: adrenergic receptor signaling pathway. Lineage: Eukaryota; Metazoa; Chordata; Actinopteri; Pleuronectiformes; Pleuronectidae. The transcript is spliced from 19 exons. The record is from RefSeq and is a predicted model, not a curated record.